AUGGCUCCGGGAGCGCGCAGCACGGCGACCGGUGGUGCGCUGUGUCCCUCGGACACAGCGGAUCACCGAUCCACGGAAAGAGCCGAAGAUGUCGGCUUAGCCAUGUGAUCAGCUGUGUCCAAUCACAGCUGAUCACAUGUAAACAGGGAAAUGCCGGUUAUCUGCAAUGCUCUCCCCACGAGCUGUCAUGUUGACAGCUCAUCAUCAGACACUGAUGAUCAGUGUGCCCUGAUGAUCUGUGAAGCCCCAGCAGUGCCACCUGUCAGUGUCCAUCAGUGCCAGCUCUCAGUGCUCAUCCAUGCCACCUGCCAGUGCCCAUCAGUGCCACAUUUCAGAGCCCAUCAGUGCCACAUCAAUGCCACAUAUCAGUGCCCAUCUGAGCUGCCUUUCAGUGUCACCCAUCAG
This is a messenger RNA of Staurois parvus, 405 nucleotides long. The record is from the annotation of a GenBank genome assembly. NCBI's taxonomy places the organism in Eukaryota, Metazoa, Chordata, Amphibia, Anura, Ranidae.